AAGUUAACUGUCAAAAUCUGUUUAUUGUGUUUUAGUGUCACGAUCUCGUGUGCGCAAAUUGGAUUUUUGGCGAUUUCUUACGGUUCUUGUGUAUAGUUUGUGAGUUUUAACGUGAAAGUUGUAAUAUCUAUCAAUAAUAUAAUGGACGUCUACGGUUAUCCUCCGUAUCAAUAUACGCAAUCAGACGAACUAACGCAACAGAUAUUUGCGCACCAAGCUCUAUCGUCUUCGGCCCCUUACCAUCGUGAAAUGUCUGGUCCAAGUGUAAUGCCUGCGCCAUCCGGGACUCCAUGGAACAUGCAUGGAAUGCCUUGGGGCAUGCAAUCUCCACCACAUUUGGUUCAUUUCACAGCACAGACACCUCCAUUGGAAAAUAAAAUAUCGCCUUUAGUUCAUUGCAAGCGAAAGAAUUUGGACGUUGAGCCUGCUAUCCCUGCUAAGCAGUUGAUCACCGAAGAGAAAAUGGCCGCUCAUCUCAAUGGCUUACACAUAUCCUCUGAAUACACCCCACACCAACUAGCUUCUGAAGAACUGAUGGAUGUAAACAUGGAUAGCACUGCAGUCCCGUCAGUAUCUAAUAUAAACCAAAAAGUUAAGGACAAAUUCACAGUGGUACUAUCAGAGGAGGUCAAGAAAAUACAGAGCGAGCCAUUGUUGCCUCCUUCACUCAUUGAGAGAUUAGAAAAACCUCACAUGUCAUUAGUAGUUUGGAAACCCAAGGAAGACAUCUUAAAGAUAAAAGAAGUGACCAAUAGUGAGGAGAAAAUACUGAAAGAUGAAGAGGAACAACCCAAGAAGAGGAAUGGAGUGUUGGUUAUAGAACACAAUGGUAUGGAUAUGGAAAUGUUAUAGUGUCUACGACCUUUCCUGUGGUAUUUGCUUUAAAUGGACUUAAAAUAGUUUUUAAAACAUCUUUUUUUCUACCUUGAUUAAGACAAUAAGUUUUAAAAUUUUAAUUCCUGUCAUUGUUAUAUACAGGGUGUUACAAAAUCUGUACAUACAUUUGAAGUGGCCAUAUUAACAUGAAACUUUGCAUAAAGGAUCUCCCAAGGUACUUCCUAAGUGUUGUAUUUUUAUUAAUCUUUUAUUAAUUAAUAAAAAAAUAUUAAUUAAUCAAAUUAAUUAUUCGGUAUUUUGUAAUACCUGUAGAAAUACUUGCUACAGUUUAUAUGUAUUCAUGGAAAUCCAUCCAAUUUGCAGAUUGCAAUAUAUGCAAGUUAUAUGUAAAAACAUGCUUAGUACAACACACUGACAAUGUAUCUUAUUAACAAAUUAAACUGUUGCUCCAUGCAUAGAAGUGACAAAUCAAAGUUAAGGCAUAUUGUUAGUGGGAGAAUCAAUCUAAUAUCCAACCACAUAACUACAAUAAUUGUAUUAAAGGAACUUAGCACUAACAUUGAAAUAAAAAAGAUUCACGCUACAUCCUGUUAAUAUAAUUUAUGUAGUUAUGUGCUCAAAGCACAAAAGUUUAAAAACACUAUCCAACCACACUCCAACUCCCACACAGGAUGAAGCCUGUGUUUAUAACAAUGUUUGUUACUUCUUUUCAAGUCAAAAUAGCAAACAAUUAUAUUAAUUUAGACCAGUAAUUAGCCACAUCAUGUACUUUGCCAUUGGCCUCAGAUUUUUUAUAGAGCAGGAGAAGGGACAAUUUGGGCAAGACAGAAGAUGACCCAUAACAACAUGUUUGUUAAUUUAUCAUGCAAAAUAUAUUGGAGGAAAUUUAUGCAUGGGUAGCAUAUAAUCGGGAAUAGCAAUACAUAGCAGAGCAACCCAACCUGUAUGUGAAACCUCAGACAGAAAAACUGUUCACCGAAUUUACAUGUUAAUUGACAUCUCUACGCCCCACUGUUUUAACUCCCGGUAUAUAAGAUACUUUGUGUAUUCCAGGUUAUAUUCUACCCUUAGUGUGUGGCACAGUAUAACAAAAUAACGAAUUUUAACAUGAAUAUUGUGUAAUGUAAAUAAUAUGUACUGAUUUUAGUUUAAUUUUAUCAUGGCUGAUCGGCAGCACAAUUUUUAAGGAUAUAUGGUAUAUUUGUUUUACUAAGUUGUAAAUUUGUAUGAACACAGUAUUUAAGAUUGAGUGUACGUUAGUUCGUGUGUAUUGUUAAACAUUAAUGAAUAAAAGUGAUGUUAUUAUAAA
Messenger RNA from Plodia interpunctella (Indianmeal moth), 2146 nucleotides. RefSeq lists its product as uncharacterized. Lineage: Eukaryota; Metazoa; Arthropoda; Insecta; Lepidoptera; Pyralidae. The coding region runs from base 142 to 852 and encodes 236 amino acids. The record is from RefSeq and is a predicted model, not a curated record. The transcript has 3 exons.